AUGGUCAAUGACAACAAAGCUCGGCCCGACGGCGGAGCAGCUAUUGUGAACGUAGCCAGCAUCGUGUCCAAGUGCGGCGGCCCGGGUGCAGCAGCUUACUGCGCCUCUAAAGCAGGCGUCGUGGGGCUGACCAAGUCUGCCGCGCAAGAACUGGCGGCCCACGGCAUCCGCUGCAACGCCGUGCUUCCCGGCAUGACGGAAACGCCUAUGAUUGCCCCCGUGCCCGAGGAGCUAAAGACCUCAACUCACGAGGCGACGCCGCUCAAGAGGUCCGCCCAGCCGCGAGAGAUCGCCGAGGCCAUCAAGUACCUGUGCUUGCCGGCGGCUAGUUCCUUCGUCACUGGCGCUACUCUCGAGGUCGCCGGAGGGUACGCUAUGUGAAGACAAAUAUUGCAGUGUCCGAACGCGUCUGAUGCUCACGAAAAGCGAUGCUACACUUCGUUUCAGCGAACUUGCAGCGGCUGAUGGACGCUGGGCACCGGGAUUCCCCGUAUCUACCUGGCUAAUCGAAGCUAAAGUCAACACCGAAAAAUAAUCGGCUGAUCAAUACGUCACAUCUAUAUACCGCAUGUAAGCUCUCACGAACAAUUCUUGCGUCCUCGUAGGAUAACACUGCUGUAAUG
Molecule: messenger RNA, 623 nt
Organism: Rhipicephalus sanguineus (brown dog tick)
Lineage: Eukaryota; Metazoa; Arthropoda; Arachnida; Ixodida; Ixodidae
Product: (3R)-3-hydroxyacyl-CoA dehydrogenase
Exons: 1
Coding region: 1-381 (126 amino acids)
Molecular function (GO): oxidoreductase activity
Source: RefSeq, a predicted model, not a curated record